Molecule: messenger RNA, 2433 nt
Organism: Sapajus apella (tufted capuchin)
Lineage: Eukaryota; Metazoa; Chordata; Mammalia; Primates; Cebidae
Gene: AGXT2
Product: alanine--glyoxylate aminotransferase 2
Exons: 14
Coding region: 186-1817 (543 amino acids)
Biological process (GO): glyoxylate catabolic process
Cellular component (GO): mitochondrion
Molecular function (GO): pyridoxal phosphate binding; L-alanine:glyoxylate transaminase activity
Source: RefSeq, a predicted model, not a curated record
UCUCUCCUCCUUGAAGGCACUGUUACAACAAUAGACGGCUCUGAGGUUUGCCUGAAGCCAUGGGCUGUCACCACUCAGGAUUCCCCUUUUAGAGCCACCUCCCCGUCUUAAUCUCAAAGUCCAGCAGGACAGCAAGCAGUUAGAGCCUGACCUCUAAACUGCUUCCAUGGGGGCUGGCUUCCUGAAUGGGAGAGAUGACUCUAGUCUGGAGACAUUUGCCGAGACCCCUGUGCCUGGUCACCUCCACUCUCAGGAUCCUCGAGAUGCGCCCUUUCCUGAGCUUAGGUGCUUCCUGGACGUCAGUAACCAAGCUUGGUCUCCAUACCAGGCCCAGAAUGCCUCCAUGUGACUUCACACCUGAAAAAUACCAGUCCCUUGGCUACAACCGUGUCCUGGAAAUCCACAAGGAACAUCUUUCUCCUGUGGUGACGGCACUUUUCCAGAAACCCCUGCUACUCCACCAGGGGCACAUGGAGUGGCUCUUUGAUGCUGAGGGAAACAGAUACCUGGAUUUCUUUUCCGGGAUUGUUACUGUCAGCGUUGGCCACUGCCACCCGACGGUGAACGCAGCGGCGCAAAAGCAGCUGGGCCGCCUGUGGCAUACAAGUGCCGUGUUCUUCCACGCUCCGAUACACGAAUAUGCUGAGAAGCUUGCCGCGCUUCUUCCUGAGCCUCUUAAGGUCAUUUUCUUGGUGAACAGUGGCUCAGAGGCCAAUGAUCUGGCCAUGCUGAUGGCCAGGGCACACUCAAACAACAUAGACAUCAUUUCCUUCAGCCUUCCUGGAUUUUCUCUUUUGUCCUACUCAGUGGACCAGGAACUUGACCCCAUCUUCCUGUUGUUUCUUCUCUGCAGAGGAGCCUACCACGGGUGCAGUCCUUACACACUUGGCUUGACAAACGUAGGCACCUACAAGAUGGAACUCCCUGGUGGAAUAGGUUGCCAAUCAACAAUGUGUCCAGAUGUUUUUCGUGGCCCUUGGGGAGGAAGCCACUGUCGAGAUUCUCCAGUGCAAACAAUCAGGAAGUGCAGCUGUGCACCAGACUGCUGCCAAGCUAAAGAUCAGUAUAUUGAGCAAUUCAAAGAUACGCUGAGUACAUCUGUGGCCAACUCAAUUGCUGGAUUUUUUGCAGAACCUAUUCAAGGUGUGAAUGGAGUUGUCCAGUACCCAAAGGGGUUUCUAAAGGAAGCCUUUGAGCUGGUGCGGGCAAGGGGAGGCGUGUGCAUUGCCGAUGAAGUGCAGACAGGAUUUGGAAGGCUGGGCUCUCACUUCUGGGGCUUCCAAACCCACGAUGUCUUGCCUGACAUUGUCACCAUGGCUAAAGGGAUUGGGAAUGGCUUUCCCAUGGCAGCAGUCGUAACCACUCCAGAGAUUGCCAAAUCCUUGGCGAAAUGCCUGCAGCACUUCAACACCUUUGGAGGAAGCCCGCUGGCCUGUGCGGUUGGAUCUGCUGUGCUUGAGGUGAUUAAAGAAGAAAAUCUACAGGAAAACAGUCAAGAAGUUGGGACCUACAUGUUGCUAAAGUUUGCUAAGCUGCAGGAUGAGUUUGAAAUUGUUGGAGACGUCCGAGGCAAAGGCCUCAUGAUAGGCAUAGAAAUGGUGCAAGAUAAGACAAGCCGUCAGCCUCUUCCCCGUGAAGAAGUAAAUCAGAUCCAUGAGGACUGCAAAAACAUGGGGCUCCUCGUUGGCAAAGGUGGCAUUUUUGCUCAGACAUUCCGCAUUGCACCCCCAAUGUGCAUCACUAAACUAGAAGCUGAUUUUGCAGUAGAAGUAUUUCGUUCUGCCUUGACCCAGCACAUGGAAAGAAGAGCUAAGUAACAUUUUCAGAAAUAAAGAAAACCGCAAGUCUGAAGAAUGUGCCACUUAUGUUCAAGGGUGAAUUUGAAGAAUUUCAGAACCACUGGUAUCCGGAGAAAACCUGCAGCUCUCCAUAGGAGCUGUGAAAGACAUGGUUGACUGCCUACCAGCCAUAUUUAGUAGCAGAGCCGGUAUUAUUUUAAGAACUCCACUAUUCAGAGAAAAGAUCUCCCUAGCUCAAAGAAUAAAUCCUAAUUAGUUUAUGUUAGGUAUCGUAAUUUGAUUCCUCUUUGCAGUGAUUGGUCUAUGCAUGAAUAUGUGAUGAUUUUUAUCCAAUGAAUUUUGAAGAAAAGUAUUUUGGUGAAGGUGGCUUCAGGGAAAGUUUUCUUCACACCUCACUCUUCAGCUCAAGGAGAAAUGUCUUCUUCUUGCACCGAAAACACCAUAUGUCCAUGAUGAGAUUCCUGGUACCAUGUCAGUCAUCUUGAAGUCAUGAGAAAAACCCUUUUUGCUGAGGUUGGAAGGCGGGUUGGAAGCCAAAUGCUUAGUGAUGUCAAUGAACCAUUCAAUCAUUCCUGGACCCACCCAACCUCAACACUGCUUGAUAUAUGAGGUAAUAAAUCCACUGGACUGCAUA